Molecule: messenger RNA, 1318 nt
Organism: Paramecium pentaurelia
Lineage: Eukaryota; Ciliophora; Oligohymenophorea; Peniculida; Parameciidae
Source: the annotation of a GenBank genome assembly
AUGUAUCUAGAUAUAAGUUAUUUGAGACCCAAGAGUUAGUAAUUCCUAAAUAAACAUUCAAGUAAUGUAAUAAGAUUUAAAAUCUAGAAUUCUAUAUUAAAUCUGGAACAGAAGGAAUGAUAGUUAGAAACAUAUAUGAAAAGGUUGAUUAUGAAGAAUAUGAAAUCAAAUCGAUUGAUAAUUUUAAAACAAAGAUAUAAGUACCAUUACCCAAUUCAUGGAAGACAAGUGAUUAUUUGAAAAUGCUUAUAUCAGCUGAUUUUUCUAUUUAAGGAGCAUUAUAAGUACCUCAAAAUAUAUAUUUAGAGAAUUUAUAAAUUCAUCUAGGUUGGCUUAAUUUAUAUUAAAACAUGGAACCAAACAUUAAUUAAUUAAAAAGUGGAGAUUUUUAUAUUUUUGGAAUAGAUAAGUAAUCAAGGCCAGUCAUAAUAAUAAAGCAUCUUGAUAAUGAGAACUUUCUAACCUUUUAAUAUUUACUGGAAACAGUGAAAAGAUAGGUAUUGAUUCCUUACUUUGUUGAAAAUUGGACUAUUAUUUAUGAUUGCCAAAAUCAAGAAUACAAUUUUUAUGAAAUUGAUGUAAUUAUAUUAAUAAUUAAAGUUCAAUUUUGAGAAUAUUAAAGAGUUGAUGAUUAAUUUUUGUGGAAAUUUAAAUAAUCUUCUCAUAGUAAAUUCUAAAUUAAAUUUUUAAUAAAUCCUUAAUUAUAUCCCUAACAAAACAUAAAUACAUUCUAAAAUUAAAUUACUAAAUAAUCUUGAUGAUUUAUAAUAAUAUAUUUUGAAAGAAUAAUUAGAAGAAAAAUAUAAUGGAGAAUGUUCAAAUGUAAAGAUAUAUUGGUAUAGCAUUUAUAAAUGAAUCUAGGCCUCCUUAGUUACCAUAAGUCUCUGAAUUAUUAAAACAUGUUACAUAUGAUUGUUAUGAAGAUUAUUAAUAUGGAUUAAGAAAGCUUUAAGAUUUUAAAGGAAGAAAUUUAAGAAAAUUUUCUUCAUUAGGAAGAUUAUCACAUUAACAUUCAAAGACAACUAGUAUGAAAAAAUCAAUAGAAUCUGCAACUUCUAGUAGUCAUCUUAAAAUUUUAGUUCAUGAGGAAAAUGGCAAUUAGUUAAUUUAAGAGGAAAUUGAAGUACUUAAUAAUUAAGGAGAAUCUGAAUUUGAUAACUAGAAGAAAAAUGAUUUAAAUUUAUAUUAAACAGAAUCUGUUGGUCUUUAAUAAUUAGAAGAGAAUAAAAAAUAAAGUUAAUUCUAAAUAAUUCUUGAAAAUGAACAUUAAAUUGAACAUAAAUGUUGUUCAGAUAAACUUAAUUGUAUGAUAUUUUGA